AUGUCUAUCCAUACACUUCUUUGUUGUGUAGUGGCCAACAAUAUCGUGAGUUUGACGAUAGUCAAGGAGGCGGUCAGUUCUGUACUACGUGAGAUGGACAAUACGGACGACAAUGGAGAUGUGCAGAGUUUGCCAUUAGAGAUCAUCGAUAUAUUCGAAGUACCUAAGAUGACAUAUGACCCGGACAGAAAACAUUUCCUGGC
This is a messenger RNA of Sphaeroforma arctica JP610, 203 nucleotides long. RefSeq lists its product as hypothetical. The annotation marks the transcript as partial. The transcript has a single exon. Lineage: Eukaryota; Ichthyosporea; Ichthyophonida. The record is from RefSeq and is a predicted model, not a curated record.